Oncorhynchus masou masou (cherry salmon) is the source of this 4095-nucleotide messenger RNA. It is a transcript of the gene phf2, whose product is annotated as PHD finger protein 2. The record is from RefSeq and is a predicted model, not a curated record. The transcript has 22 exons. Lineage: Eukaryota; Metazoa; Chordata; Actinopteri; Salmoniformes; Salmonidae. Gene Ontology annotation, molecular function: transcription coregulator activity; histone demethylase activity. The coding region runs from base 619 to 3885 and encodes 1088 amino acids. Gene Ontology annotation, biological process: regulation of transcription by RNA polymerase II; protein demethylation.
AAUUAAAACGGAUUGAUAUGAGACAAAUGUAGGUUACAUAUGGAUGCAUUAUAAUCAUAACGGUUGCCUCCAUCUCAUUUCCGUUAUGUCCCGCGGUGAUACGGACACAAAUCUGUAUUUGAUCGAGCAGGUUAACGUCGGUCAAUUUCUCUACCGACAACCGUACGAACGCUUAACGAUUUGGAAGGUCCCGGGAUCCCCGCUGAAACAACUGCACCGUUGGAGAGAUUGAUUCAUCUGACGCGAGCCAGCGAAGACCAAAUUGACGGUUUUCCACGCUGACGUAACAGAUAUCACAAUGCAACAAGAAUAGAUUUAGUCUUGGUUUCUGAGCGGUUCAAUACUGUACAGCGACCAGGGAGGGGGGGCAGGAAAACAAUGAUGCACUUCAGGAACAUUAUCGACCUCGGCGCUACAUCAUCAACACGAUAACCACCUCAAUGCAACAUCAGUGGAUGGUGGAUUUGGGGAUUUAAUUUCAUGUCCAGCGGAACGGACUAGUUGCUGCUUGUGGAAGAUCUUCAUAUUGUAUUUUGUUGCAGGAGAGUUGCUGCUGCCCGGUGUCUCUGCUGCCCGGUGUCUCCCUCCUAUCCAGAACGUUGUUGUGAAUGAUCAAACAUGGCGACUGUACCAGUAUAUUGCAUCUGCAGAUUACCGUACGACGUUACUCAGUUUAUGAUCGAGUGUGAUGCCUGCAAGGACUGGUUUCACGGAAGCUGUGUUGGUGUGGAUGAGGACGAGGCUCCAGACAUUGACAUCUACCACUGUCCCAACUGUGAGAAGACCGAUGGAAAAUCCACCAUGAAAAACAAGAAAAGGAAUAAACACGACACGGGACAGAGAGGAGACAUCAAAGCUGUUCAGAACGGCAGUCAGGUGUUCAUCAAGGAGCUACGCAGUCGCACCUUCCCCAGCUCUGAGGACAUUGUGGUGAAGCUGAACGGCAGUCAGCUGACGAUGGACUACCUGGAAGAGGUUGGUUUUAACGAACCGAUCCUGGUUCUGAAGAAGGACGGUCUGGGGAUGUCCAUGCCCGCUCCUACCUUCUACAUCAAUGAUGUGGAGAACCAUGUUGGUCCAGAAAUCGGUGUGGAUGUGGUAGAUGUGACCAAGCAGAAGGACAGUAAAAUGAAGCUGAAGGAGUUUGUAGAUUACUACUUCAGCACCAGCAGGAAGAAAGUAUUAAAUGUUAUCAACCUGGAGUUCUCUGACACACGGAUGGACAGUAUAGUGGAGAGCCCUCAGAUUGUGCGGAGGUUGUCGUGGGUGGAGAACUACUGGCCAGACGAUGCUCUCCUGGGGAAACCUAAAGUCACUAAGUACUGUCUGAUCGGUGUUAAAGACAGCUACACUGACUUCCACAUCGAGUGUGGAGGGGCGUCCGCAUGGUACCACGUACUCAAGGGAGAGAAGAUUUUCUUCCUGAUCAAGCCCACGUCAGCCAACCUAUCGCUGUACGAGCGCUGGAGGUCCUCAGCCAAUCACACUGAGAUGUUCUUCGCCGACCAGGUGGACAAGUGUUACAAGUGUACUCUGAAGCAGGGACAGACCCUAUUCAUACCAUCAGGGUGGAUCAAUGCAGUUCUGACUCCAGUGGACACUCUGGCCUUUUCCGGACACUUUGUCCACAACCUGAGUGUUGAGAUGCAGAUGAGAGCGUACGAAGUGGAGAAGCGUCUCAAGGUGAAUUGUCUGACUCCGUUCUCCAACUUUGAGACUGCCUGCUGGUAUGUGGGCCGACACCUGCUGGAGAGAUUUAAAGGUUUACACAAGGCCAACAGACAGCCAGCUGCCUACCUGAUCCAUGGAGCUAAGAUCAUUAACGGAGCUUUCAGGGCCUGGACUAAGAAACAGGCUCUGUUAGAACACGAGGAUGAACUUCCAGAAAACAUGAAGCCCACUCAGCUCAUCAAGGACCUGGCCAAGGAGAUCAGGAUCUCAGAGAAUGCAGCUAAAGCCAUUAAGAGUGAUUCGAGUAGCAAGGCUCCAGUGGAGGAACCCCCUCCUGCCCCAUUAGAGCCUGAGGACCCUGCUUCCCCCUCCAGCCACCCCUCUCCGUCCCCUCCUCCUCGGGAGAAACCUGCCAGGAAGAAGGCCUCCAAGCCCCCCAAACCUCCCAAGGUCCCCAAAGCGAAGGAGGGAGGGAAGAAGAAAGGAAAGAAAGAGAAGGAGGUCCCCCCUCCCCCUCCGUUGAAGCCCUCCAGCCUGGCAGCUCUGGAGUCUCACGCCAAGGACAUCCUCAGCAAGAUGGACCAGCCCAAGAAAGGCAAGGUGGGGGGCAAGGCGACUAAGAAUGUCCUGAGCAUGUCGGAAAAGGACACCUGUAAGCAGAACGACCUGGAGAAGUUUGAGAUCCGAGAACAGAACAAGAAACAGACGGAAGCCAAGUGGAAAUAUAAGAACAGCAAACCAGAUUCCUUACUGAAGAUGGAAACUGAAGAGCACAAGUUUGAGAGAACGCCACUAUCAGGCAACAAAGACAAGUUUUCAUUCUCAUUGACACACAAGAAGUUACUAGGUUCUAAGCUGAAGCCCCAGACCAACUCCAGUGUGUUCAGCUCGUUACAAAACCUAAAGGAGGACAAGGCCAAGCCGGUGAGAGACGAGUAUGAGUACGUGUCAGACGAAGGAGAGCUGAAGAUUGAUGAGUUCCCCAUCAGGAGGAAAAAGAACGCCGUCAAGAGGGACGUAUCCUUCCUGUCAAACAUCAAAGACCCAAUCCACCCAUCCAAGAAGCCAAAGCUCCUCCCCUCUGCUGUCAAGAAGGCUGACUCGUCAGAUGAGGAGUCGCUCCACAUCGACACAGAGGUCAAGCCGGAGGUGAAAGGUCGUAACUCGAAGGUGAAAAAGAAGACGGGCAUCCUGGACCUUCUCCAGGCCAGCAAGGCAGUGGGCGUCGACUACAACGCCAACAGUCAGCCACCUGCAUCUCCCAGCACACAGGAGGCCAUUCAGGGGAUGUUGUCUAUGGCCAACCUGUCCUCCGGGGCUACCGCUGGGGCCACAGCCAUCUCCUCUGACACCCCUGGAGGAGGAGGUGGCUCCUGGGGCAGGAACCAUGCCAACACCACCACGGCUGGACGGAAGGGAGGAACACGAGGAGGAAAAGGAGGAGAUGGGAACAGUAAGCGGCCGGCCAAACCCAAGAAAACAAAGAACAGCAGCAUCGACAGCAUCGAGUUUGAUGACGACCAUGAUCACAUGGACGCCUGCUUCAAGGACUCAGACUAUGUUUACCCUUCCCUGGAGUCAGAAGAGGAUAACCCUGUCUUCAAAUCCAGAUCCAAGAAGAGGAAAGCUUCAGACACUCCAUACAGCCCUACAGCGCGUGUCGGUCCCUCUGUGCUUCGUCAGGCGAGGCCGGCCAGAGAAGGAGCGCGAGUGGCGUCCAUAGAGACCGGACUGGCGGCUGCUGCAGCCAAACUCACACACCAGAAGGAGCAGCAGAUGACCAAGAAAAAGCAGAAGAGCACAAAAAAGAAGCCCCCUGCUGCUUUGAGGGAGGAGGAGGAAGAGGAGGAGCCAGUGAGGAAGCUGAGUAGGGACAGCAGUACUCCAGAACCAGACGCGGGCCGGGACUCUGAGCCUGGUCAGACCGACCAUGAAUACUCCUCUGGGGCAGGAGGGAAGCAGGCUGGGGGGCCCCAACCCAUGGCCCCUGGAGUCUUCCUUACACAGAGACGACCCUCCACAUUUUCAUCAUCUCACAACAAUAACAACAACAACACAGCCAAGGGGGAGCGAGGAGCCGCAGGAGGAGCAGGUGGAGCAGGAAAGGGUGAUGCAAAGGGCGAAGCGAAGCGGCUAAAGAAAGGCAUGGCGACGGCCAAACAGAGACUCGGAAAGAUCCUCAAGAUCCACCGCAACGGGAAGCUCCUCCUGUAACAGGAAGUGACUCGCUACGGAGCAUUGCCAUUGGCUCCUGCAGUACUCUUAGCAUAUGAACUAGCUCCAUCUCCUUUCCUUUGAUUGGUGCUGGGCUAACAGACAGACUGAAACAGUCAACAUUGGUUUUGCCUAUACUUAAAAAGUGUACAGAAUAAUUGCUAGAAAUAUUUUUUAAGAAAAAUGUGUCAUUUUACUACAGUCAGUUUA